AUGAUCGCUGGUUGCCUGACAGCUGUAUUUUUAACUUCGCAUAGUGGAGGAUCAUCGUCAUCAGUUGACUCUUCCACUACAACAGUGCCAUCCGCUUCGAGUAUUGCGACGACUCUUACUACGACAACGGGGAGCACCACAACGACAGUCAUGGUACCAUCUUCCGUUUUGAACAAUACAUGCACUGCAAUUAUGAGCGGUACUAUCACGACCCUAGUGUACCUUUCAGAUGUAGCCAUAUUUCCUUAUACAUACUUUCAAUACUUAUAUGUAGCUACAUCAACAAGUACAACAAUGAUGCUAGCUCUACGUCAGGAUCCUAGUUAUUGGUGUCUAGAUGACAUUUCAGUCACUAACAACAGUUCACAACUGUGGCAAGAUGGUGGUUUUGAACAGAGUCCAUUGACUCAAUAUUAUGCUUACUGUAACCCGAACGGAGCUUCUGCCAGUGGUAGCAUAUCGGCGACAUGUACCCAUUCAGGCAGCUAUAGUUUCUAUGAUGGUUCAGUAGGAUAUUCAGAUUACCUCAGCCAAACAUUCACAACAGUGGUCGGUUCCACAUAUAACAUCACUUUUUGGCUGCAGAGCAUGGGUGGACCUGCGAAUAGCUUCCUCGUUAUCAUAGGUUGA
Messenger RNA from Rotaria socialis, 630 nucleotides. The record is from the annotation of a GenBank genome assembly. NCBI's taxonomy places the organism in Eukaryota, Metazoa, Rotifera, Eurotatoria, Philodinida, Philodinidae.